CAAUUUGAUUGAUCAUUAAUUAUGUAAAUUUAGCGUGCGAUUAGGAAAAAAAGUUCACGAGUUUCAAUAGAUUCCUAAUUAUAAUUUUACACUUGAGAAUUUCCGGUGUAUAGAAACUAGACCGAGAUCUAAUACAUAUAAAUUAGCAAGAAUCGCAUAGAAAACGGUGCAUUAUGACACGCUCGAAGUAAUCGGGUUUAAUAAAUGCUCGUUUAAUUUAAUCAUCAAUUGCUUAGAAGAUUCAUAGCGUCGUUAGGUAUUUUAUUAUCGUUUAAAAUCACGUGACAAUAAUCGAGCUUAUUUGAAGAUAUCGUUAAACCUAAUCAUCGAGUACUGACAUUUUUUGUUAAAGUAGUAUUCUUUUUAUACACGAUCCGUAACGAUAGCGGUGUUUCCGCUGUAUGGAAAUUAAUCCAUAUAGGAAUCGUUUCUUUACACGCCUACGGGUUACAUUCACGCGGUGCUUUUAGGCUGGGUAUGAGGAAUACGGUCAACUCUGAAACGGUGAAGGAAUGCCAGAUUCCCCUACCAUUCUUCGCAUACUCGUUCCACUCCUGUCCCCGGCCCUCGGUAAAUCCCCACCUCGUGCAGAAGCACCUGUUGCGCAGCUACCUGUUUUACUCGAUCCAUGGGUCCGUUCUCUCUCUUUCUUUCUCGGUUUUCUUCUUUUUUUCUCUUAGUACUGUGCACGGUGUCACAGCAGUAGGACGGUCUCCGAUCGUGGUAGUGAUUCUUCGGUAAAGGGCAACGACUCGCCAAGUGAAAAUAAUGUCUCCUUAUGCACAUCGAAUGGAGUCACGGUGAACAGUGCGUACCACGGUUCGUUUGAAGGUUUAACACGGAUAUUCCAGUGAGAAGAAACGCGGAUAAGUUGCAACGAUCAGGUUGGAAAUGCAUCGAAGGAGAAUUUAAGAAGGAGCAAUGGAGGACGAGCCACGGGAUACCUGUUUCGGGGCAGGAAGCGUGGCAGGGGCUGUGAUCGGUACUUUCCUUACAACAAUUCUCCUGCUGCUCGUUGCUGCGCUCCUUUACAAACAGUGGCGUAGACACAAGGGAAAACACUUGGUACUGGUGACAGACCCAGAAAUCGUCGAGGAGGCAUAUGCGUUCGACAAUCCUUGUUUCAAGGAUGUCACAACAUCUCCAACUAACCGAACACGAGAAGGGGCGAUAUCUAUGACAUCUGGGGAUACCCCAGGUAAAGAUUCUGCACGAUGGUCUACUUCUUGGACAUCCUUGGGACUUGGUUCAACUAACCGCAAUGAUAAGCGAAAAACUCUCGACGAUUCCUGUCUCGGACCAAAAGCUACAAGAAUCAGCGAAGUUAACUUGAAAAGCCGAGAUUUCACAGGACUGGGAUUUAAUAUUUGUGGUAAUAUGAGAGAAGGAAUUUUCGUUAAAGAUCUCUUACAUCGUGGACCUGCAUCAGAAUCUGGGAAAAUACAUCCUGGUGACCGCAUAGCCAGUGUGAAAAUUAGUUUUCGAAAUAUGGUGUACGAAGACGCAUUAACGAUCUUAAGUUACGCUUCGCCAUAUGACGUAAAGCUUGAAGUAGAAAGCGGUGGGAUUGGAUCAAAACCGACCACUCUUUUGAAGAAAAGCGUUGGUCCAAGCGCAGCAAGAAUUUGCCACCCUUUGUAUAGAAGUCAAUCAAUCCCAGAACUCUCCCAAUCAAAGAGCGUUGCAAAAAGAUUAUUCAUAGUAGACCCAAACGAAUCCAUCAGUUCCAAUUACUCAACUAUGAAUUCAACCUUAAAAUCUUCCAAAUCUACACCUGGCAAACAACCAUUUGAGAAACGGCACGAAGAGUCAAAAAGCAAUCACCAUAAAUUUGGUAUCAAGGUUCUACCUGCUCUGGACGGAACUGUUCAUCGCAUUGAAAAUCAAAAUGAGCAUAAUACAAACCUAGAAAGAAGACACUCAAAGAAGUUAGACAAAGAAAAAUAUUUAUCCAACACAAGUAAAAGCGAUAAAAAGGAAGAAGCUCAACGACAACAAAAUUCCCAAGUAUUAAGUAGACCCAAGGAGAAAACGGAUCUUUUUGAUAUGUGCAGUGUAGACACAUUAGAUAAAGGUAAAAAAAGUGGAGAUGCUACAAUUCAUAUUCCACAGGAAGUACCUGCGGAAGUGCACAAUGCAGCCAUGGCUGCUCGAAGGAACAGAAAAAACAGUUCUGAACUGUUGAAUGCUCAAAAAGACAUUGAGUCAGUAGAAACUGAAGAUUCAAAGAAUCAGCAGAAAAAUAAAAGAAAAGCUCCACCACCUCCAACAAGCAAUUUGGAGGCUGAACAAAUUACAGUGAAGAAGGAUUCUGUUAUAAAGAAAGAGUAUGAAAUUAAUAGCAUCAGCGAUUUCACAGAAUCUUUAUCAGAUUAUGUAAACAAAGUACGUGAAAAUACAGAAACACAUGGAGAACAAAAAAUGGAGACCUUGAUAAUCGAUGGAAGACAUUCUGAAUCUGACACUGAUAGUGAAAUACAGAAUAGCUUUACGACCAUUGAAUUAAAUUCUACUAACAUUACUAUUCAUCAGACACCUGUACCUGAGACGAACGACGACGAAGAUGACGAAGAUGAUGUUUAUAGAAAGGCGGCAAGUUUAGGAGAUCUGUCCAAGUACGAAUGCAAGACAUCAGCAACUCUUGAAAGAGCACAAAGCCUUGACAUGACGGACACAGGCACAAAAAAGCGCAAAGCACCUCUUCCACCGGAAGAUAUCAAUGAGUCUACAGAAGAUCUAACUAAACUUGAUCAAAUGGACACCUUUGAUAGACGGUUGCUAAAAAAAUCUAACGAAUGGGGUACCCUAGAGAACGUUUGGCGUAAGAAACAAGACGGAGAAGAAAAAUCAAAGAAAUCAAGAGUUAGAAAGAAAAGCAACGAACGACCCAAAUCUUCUGUAGAAAUUCAAUUAAAAGAUGACACCUCUGAUGAAAAAAAAGAUGAUGAAACUAGCAUUGAACUCUACAAUCUUCCUCUAAGUAAACGACUUACAGAAGAAUUUAUUCAUACCGAGAGAAUGUUCAAUCCAGAUGAAGACAAUUCAUUGGCUAGAAUCGUUAAUGAUGGUACUGUCAUCAAAAGUCCUACUUUGGAAGAACUAGAAUUACAGUUCAAACAGGAAGCAUCCUUACCUGAAGACCUUAAUAAUGAUAGUAUACCAGUGGAUCAACAGUUAUCAGAUGAAGAUGAUAAAGUAAUAAAUACAGAGUUCAGUAAAGUUUUGAAGCAUUUUGAAAUGUCUUCAGAGAAACCUUCAACCUUCCCAGAAUCUUCUAAGCAUGAAUUAUCGAAUAGUAAAAUUUCAUAUGUGGGUAAGAAAAUGGUUGAGGAAGAACCUAUGACAAAGAUUCACGUCACAAGAGUAUGUCCUGCGUGCGAGGAUAAUGGAAAUCGUCAUGACAAUUGUCAGAAAAGAUCUUAUUCUACGAAAAGAUCAUCAACACCAAUACCUUUGCAAGAUUCAGACUCGAUGAAAGGCAACAACGAGGAAGAAUCAAACCCGAUGUCCUACACUUCUGGUGCAACUUUGAAAGAUGAAGAAAGAUUGAAGUCCAGACGAGUGAUCGAAAUUUCCACUAAUCAGAGAAUAAAUAGGGAGAACGAUGAAGAUGAGGACGAGUACGAGUUUGGUUCUGGUGUGACGAUAAGCAAUAAAAGUUUGUUCGAUCGCGAAGACCGGCGCAAUAUAAAUAAUAUCAGUGUGUCCAGUGGUGAGAACAGUGAGGACAGCGGGUUGGUUGGCGAGUCGAUGGAUUACAAUACGCAGGACUUUGAUCAUCGACCUCCGUUACCUAGCACACCGAUGCCGCAAAAGAUGACUUACAUCACGGAAAUCAAACUCUCUGCUAAUGGUGGAAAGCUACAAGAGGAUGGGAACGACGAAACGAAAGAAAGUAAAGAGAACAGGUUGGCGCAGAAUGAAUUGAAAACGGUUUCAAACGGUAAGGCUGCUUCUAAGAAGCCUCCUGUUCCUCCUAGGCGAACCGACAUUAUGAAAUCCAAUAAAAAAGGAAAUGUUGAGAAACAAGUUAUUUAUGUUUCUGAAUAUAAAUCAAACGAAGCUAAAGAAUCAGAUGGUUCAGACGUGAGUCAAGAGAUCAAACAAUCGGAUGCUAGCCCACAAAAACAUGAUCAGUGGACGCAUUUGGAGGAAAAACAACAGAAUCGAUGAGAAUGAUCUACCAGUGAAUUAGAAGUAAUCAGUAAUGCUUUCAGAUAUUUAAUGUAUGAUUCUUUAAUGCAUCUUUUUACCACUGGAAUAACGAUGAGUGUCAUAAAAUGAGUAAGUUCAAUUAUGACAAACUAUUAAGUUGUUGCAUACUGAAUGGUUCGUUUUAAGAUAUUUCAGGUGCAUUGGUGUAACAUAACUAGAAUUUUAGAAUUGUAGAAUGUUGGGAUUCUAGAAUUUUAGGAGCUCCAAAUUCAAUAAUUUUGGUAUUUUAGAAUUUAGCUCUAUCUAGUUACACCAAUGUUCAGGUGUAAGCCAUGUUCAAUAUGAAAAUAUUACCAGUACAGGAAUAAAAUAUUUCUUAUAUUCUGGAUAUUUGCUAAUGGAUAAUACUAAGCUGUAAAGCUGUUUAUAUGAAGCAUUUUUCAUUAAAUUUUAAACUUAAGAUUGAUAUGCCAGUAACAAAAUUACCCAUCUAUCUGGGUUAUUCAUAAAGGUAGGGUUAUGAAACUAAGAUUGUUAUAUACAAUCAGAUUAUAAUGUAAUUUAUACUGUUGGUGACUUUUAUGUAAGGGAGUGUUCAAUAGGAAAAUAUUUCCUAUACUUUUUAAUCUUACAUUUAUGAAUAACCUAGACAACAUUGUGUGGAUUGUAUGUAAACAGCUAUGUAGUUAAUAUAGUAUUUGAUAUUGGUACUAAAAUAGAAUGAUUUUAAUAAUUUUUUAGUAUGAUGUCAGGUGCAUAAUUCUGAACAAUUUAUCAAAUAAGCUCCAUUUUUAUGUAAUUAAAUCCUACUAAAUUUUCGAUGUUUCAAAAUUGGUCAUAUGCAACAACUUAAUACAAAUCAAUAUCAUAUUAUUCAUCAUUAACUGUAAAGAAAUCUUCAAGGAAAAGAAUAUUAGAACCAGCAAUAGAAAUUUUAAUAUUAUGAAAUUAAAGAACAAUUAUAACAUACUGUACUUAACCUUUGUCGCAUGGAUGAAGCAGAUGUCGAUCGCUAUUUGUAUUAUGCUCAGCUUGAAUAGAUCUGCUCUUAAACUAGUCGAAAGAAAAAAAAAAACAAAUUUUAUUUAGUAUCUUCACUGAUUCUCUGAAAAGACUGGCUCUUGUUUAAAAACACGUUUUGUUCAAUCUUUUGAUAAAGGUGUUUGUUGUUGUAAGUAAAGUGUAUUUAUUUUACAAC
This is a messenger RNA of Osmia bicornis bicornis, 5353 nucleotides long. RefSeq lists its product as uncharacterized. NCBI's taxonomy places the organism in Eukaryota, Metazoa, Arthropoda, Insecta, Hymenoptera, Megachilidae. The record is from RefSeq and is a predicted model, not a curated record. The transcript is spliced from 4 exons. Gene Ontology annotation, molecular function: protein binding. Bases 922 to 4173 code for a protein of 1083 amino acids.